Molecule: messenger RNA, 1950 nt
Organism: Gadus morhua (Atlantic cod)
Lineage: Eukaryota; Metazoa; Chordata; Actinopteri; Gadiformes; Gadidae
Gene: tubd1
Product: tubulin, delta 1
Exons: 8
Coding region: 346-1689 (447 amino acids)
Biological process (GO): microtubule-based process
Cellular component (GO): microtubule
Molecular function (GO): structural constituent of cytoskeleton; GTP binding
Source: RefSeq, a predicted model, not a curated record
UCAUGUACUGUUGCAUGCGUCUCUGAAAGUUGACAGAUACUAGGGCUUUACUCCAUGAUCUGCUCGUUAUGUUAAGCAUAACGAUGAAUUGAUCUAUGAUCCUUGACUGAAAAUUUUGGUAAAAACCAAUAGGAUAUGUUUUGCCUUUAAUUGGGCGGUCCUUUCAGUAGAACCGGAUCUUGCAUCCAUCCAUGCUCUCGAGACAACGCAUGCAGGAAGUGCCCGUGAAGCGCACCAGUUUCAAAAAACUAAUUCGGCGUCUGUAUCAGUCAUUUCAUUUAUGUGACACUAACGAACAGCAGUGGCGUAAACCAAGGUGUGUUGGGCUGGUCACCUCUUGGCAAGAUGUCCAUCGUAACAGUACAGCUCGGACAGUGCGGUAACCAAGUGGGCCAGGAGCUGUUUGAUGUGAUCUGUAAGGACGCCCGCGACGGACAGAAGAGGGGUUACAGCGACGCCAGCACUGCGCGCUUCUUCCACGAGACGACCACCGGCGACUUAACCUCAAGGGCUGUGCUCAUUGACAUGGAGCCUAAAGUGAUCAACCACAGUAUGAGCAAGGCAGCCAAGUCGGGCAGGUGGAGAUAUGGGGAAAAAUCCCAUUUUAGCCAGAAACAGGGUUCUGGCAACAACUGGGCAAACGGUUACUGUGUCCACGGUCCACGGCACAGAGAGGCUAUGGAAGACCUGGUGAGGCGGGAGGUGGAGCGCUGUGAUAGGUUGGCCGGAGUUGUGACUAUGAUGAGCGUGGCGGGAGGCACGGGGUCCGGGGUCGGCACAUAUGUCACGCAGUGUCUCCGAGAAGUCUACCCCAACUCCUUCAUCCUCAACCAUCUCACCUGGCCUUAUGACAGCGGGGAGGUCAUCGUGCAAAACUACAACUCGGUGCUGACGCUGUCUCACCUCUACGGGCUGUCGGACGCCAUCCUGGUGCACGAGAACGACACCGUGCACCGCAUCUGCGCUCAGCUGCUCAACAUCAAGCACAUAUCCUUCGGGGACGUCAACAGGGUCAUCGCCCACCAGCUGGCCAGUGUGCUACAGCCCGCCCUGACCACUGACUCGUACGGCGACUACAGCAGAAACCCCCUGGGUGAGCUGGUGAGCAGUCUGGCUUGCCACCCGGAGUACAAGCUCCUGAGUGUGUGCGGCAUCCCGCAGGUGGCCAGCUCCUCCAUGGCCUACAGUGUGUUCAGCUGGCCAGGCCUCCUCAAGCACCUCCGGCAGAUGCUCAUCUCUAACACCAAGAUGGAGGAAGGCAUAGACUGGCAGGUGCGGGCCCCUCCGGUCCACUGUGGUGGUGCUGAGUGGGCUCACAGCUUUAGAACGACUGGUUUCAACAGGUCUCUGGCCAAUCUGCUCAUAUUGAGGGGGAAAGAUGUCUUCAGUGCAGAAGCUGAUGGAUUUCAGGAUGCAGCGCUCUACACCUCAUGGCUUCCACCCAGAGAGGCUUUCAGUAUGUGGAAAUCCCCCGUUUCCUUCAAUCAGUACGAGAAGUCUGCUACGCUAGUCAGCAACAGCCAAACUCUGCUGAAACCUCUUGAUAACAUGGUGCGAAAGGCCUGGAACAUGUUUGCUUCAAGAGCAUACAUCCAUCAAUACACCAAGUUUGGGAUUGCAGAGGAAGACUUUCUAGACAGCUUUACAUCUCUAGAGCAAGUAAUAUCUAGUUACACGCAACUGUGCUAGCCUUGGACUCUCAAAGCCAGUUACCGGGCUGUCUCUGGUAAUAGUUGUCUCCUUUGACAGUUGCGUGCAUCCAAAACUAAGAACUGUGAACUUGGUAACAGAUUGUAUUUAGGAAUGACAUUUUUCAUGAAUUGUUUUUAUUUAAUUCUGAUGGAUUGACAAGUAAACAUUUAAUGUUACUCAAGAGUGCUGUAUUUUAACAGCCCUUUCAAAAUGCUGGUUGUUAUCAACAUCCAAUAAAUCAAACAUAACUUUUCUGUA